Messenger RNA from Camelus dromedarius (Arabian camel), 4521 nucleotides. Its product is annotated as interferon alpha-inducible protein 27-like protein 2. The record is from RefSeq and is a predicted model, not a curated record. Bases 3819 to 4469 code for a protein of 216 amino acids. Gene Ontology annotation, cellular component: mitochondrion; membrane. NCBI's taxonomy places the organism in Eukaryota, Metazoa, Chordata, Mammalia, Artiodactyla, Camelidae. Gene Ontology annotation, biological process: apoptotic signaling pathway. The transcript has 6 exons.
GAGCUGGGUCUUCUCCCGGGCUUAGGGACGGACGGAGCCGGUGGAGUCCGCUGAGCUUGAUUUGAAAGGGCUCUCAUGCUAGCUCACGCACGGGUACGCAAGUUUUCUUGUAUUCUUGAUUUAGUUUUAGCGCAGGGACUGCUUGCUUAUUGGACACCCACUGUGUGCCUGAGCCUUGCAGUCAUUUUAGCAUUUAAUUGACAGUGCAACCACCGUGUACUGGAAAUGCUCUUUUCCCCAGUUUUUCGUGCCUGGCCUUUUGUUCACUGAUGGUUGGGGUGGGCCGGGCUGCCUCCAGUCAUCAAGAUGGUAAAAUGACAUUCUUCCUGAAUCAGUUUUAGACUGACAAGAAAACAAUAGAUGCCAAAUUUCCUCAUUCUUCAGAGUAGGUUGCUUGAAGAGUCUUAGACCUGGCAAAAAAAUUGUCUCAAAACCAGGUUUGUGCCUCAAUACCUAGCUCAAAGUAUGAAAGUGUUGAAGUUGAAGUGGCUGGAAAUUCGAGAUAACUUCUCUGUAGAAUGUUGUUUGAAAUUUGCGACCAAGAUUGAACAAAGUAUAAUUCAAGCUUAUUUCAGCAAACAUCUCCUUGUUCAGGGUUCUCAAAUCUUUUGCUAGGGUGAAUAACACUUUCAGCUCUGCAUUAGAUGAAGAGAUUUACUUUCUUGUCUUAGUUCCUCUCCUAGAUCGCAGGCUCCUCACGAUAUCCCCUCUCAUCGUAGAAUCCCCCAAAAUGCCUCAUCAGUGCCGGCUGACUUAGUGAGUCAUAGAUAUUUGUUGAAUGAAUGAGUGAGUAAGCAGUUGAGCUUAGCUUAAGAACAGGCUCCUCCCCCUCCCCUUUUGCAGUCGAACCCAAUACCAAAAGUGACAGAGUACUGACCUGGUCACAUAGCAUCUGUUGACAGUUCAUAGCAGCUUCACCUGUAAUUGCCCAAAACAGGAAACAACCAAAAUGAUCUACAAUAAGUGAAUGGCUAAACAAACUGUGUUAUAUGGUAAUCAUUUUGCAAUAUAUACAUGUAUUAAAUCGCAUUGUAUACCUUAGAUUUACACAAUGUUGUAUGUCAAUUAUGUCUCAAUAAAGCUGGGAAAAAACAGUACAUCUAUACUGUGAAAGACCACUCAGCAAUAAAAAGGAACAAACUAUUAAUACAACUUCAGUGGAUCUAAAUGGCAUUAUGUUGAGCGCAAAAAGCCCAUCUCAAAACAUCAUAUAACAUUCUCAAAACGAUGUCAUUUUAGAGAUGGAAAACAGUUUAGUGGUUUCCAGGAAUUAGUAAAGCCAGGAUGAGGGUGAGGGGUAGUUAGAGGAUGGGUGUGACUAUAAAGGGAGAUCUUUGUGGAUGAUGGAGUGUCUUGAUUGCAGUGGUGGUUACACGUGUAGUAAAAUGACAUAGAACUAUAUACACACUUUCUUCCAAUGGCAAUUUCCUGGCUUUUAGCUUAUGCUAUUAUUUUAUAACAUGUAAUCAAUGGAGUUAACUGGAUGUAGGGUACACAGGGUCUCUCUAUACUAACUUUGCAACUUCCUGUAAAUCUAUAAUUACUCCAAAGUUCAAAAGUUAAAGAAAAAACUACAUCACCCCUGUUAUAUUCUUAUCACAAAAUAUUUAACCUGAAUCUAGUUAUGAUUAGUAAAAUAACACUAAUAGUAAAAAAAAUUAAUAGUGAAACAAUUAAUUUGCUAUUCUUUCUUAAAGGGAAAUAAUUUUGGCAUUUUCUUUUAUCAGAUGAUGUGAAAUAAUAACAAACAUGUAUGUAUUGGUCUUUGACCUCAGUGCCUAACACAGAGCUCCUAGAGCCUUUGUAAUUUCCUAAGUGAUGGGUGCAACUUACGCAGAGCUCCUAAAUUCCUUGGAAUUUCCUGGGUGACUGGAACAUCUUUUGUUCUAAUGGGCUGAUUCUAGGUGGGGUCCUGGUUGGGGGCUGGUCACCAGAAAGACCAAACUGUGAUCAGCCCCAUUCCCCAAUCCUCCCAGGACAAGAAAAGGACUAAAGAUCAAGUUAAUAUUCAAUCAUAUCAAAACCUCCAUAAAAGUCCCUAAAGUAUGGAGUUCUGAGAACUUCCAGGUUGGUAAAGUAGAAUACUUCCACACACUGGAAGGGUGGAACACCACAGACUCCACAGGGACCGAAACUCCCGAGCUCGGGACCUCUCAUGGGUAUCUUUUCAUCUGACUGUCCGUUUGUAUCUUUUCAUAUCCUUUGAAAUAAAUCAGUAAUAGCAAAGUAUUUUCCCAAGUUCUGUGAGCCUUUUGGCAAAUGAUGGAACCGAAGGUGGAGGUCGUGGGAGCACCCAAUUUGUUGCCAAAUUGGACAAAAGUUGUGUGUAACCCGAGACCCACUACUUAAUGAUUAGCAUCUUAGCAAGGGAAGUCUUAUGAGUUCGAGCCCUGAACCUGUAGAGUUAACUCCAGUUAGAGUCAAAAUCGAGUUAAAUGACAGGACACCCAGCUGGUGUCCACAGAGAACUGGAGAAUUGCUUGGUGUGGAAUUGCUUGGUGAUAUCAGAAGUGGUAUGAGUGACAGUAGUACAGAAAAGCCCUGUUUUCCCACUCAGAAGGUAAAAGUAAUUUAUGCCUGAGACAUUGUGAUUUAUUGAGAGCUUUGCCCAGACAUCUGAAGAAGCUACAAGUACCUUACAUAAAAAACAUACCUACAGACUGAAUCACUAUGCCCCUUACCUUUGUUCAUGGUGUUUUUUAAUGCCACAUGUGGUCUUAUGGUACUGUCUUUCCUGUUCCGUAGGUUUUCUUUCUAGCUAUCUUCUAGUGACAGGAAAUUCAGAAAAACCAAUCGACCUGUUUCUCCAGGUGGGAGAUAUCCUUGAUGCCUCAAAUUCUGCCAGGAAAGUAGAGCUGAGAUCAAGUAAUACGAAGGAGGGGCUCUUCCAACCCAUUCGGAAAGCCUCUCCCCUGUCUGUCCCAUGGGCAGUGUCACGCAGCAUCCAAAGGAAACUGGAAGAAUUUUUGCUGAACUAUUUGGGGGUGUCGUCCUAAAAGUAAACAGGGGUGGGAGGUGGGGGACAGGCAGGAUGCUGGGUCUGGUCCCUCAUGUCCUUGUCUGGCACGAGGGGCAGAGCCUCAUUUCCUGGGACAGUCAGGGAUAUCCCAAGCAGAGGCCUCUCCCGCCCCUGAGUCUCCUACUUCUUUCAUUUCCUUCUCCUCCUUUCCCCGUCCAGCUUCACAGAGAUUUGCACUUUGCUCUUUCUUCUCUUUAUUCAUUCUUUACUCCAAAACAUAUUUACUAAGUUCCUGAUCUAAGAGAAAAAAGAUUGACAAAUCCACAUUUUUCAUGAGACUUAUUCCACUAGAGGUGAGGGACAAAAACAAGUAAACAUAAUAAAGCACCAAUUUUCUGGUGCCUAUGUGUCCCCAAACUAAGGCACAUCAAGGUUAAUUAACUUGCCCAAGGUCACAACUAAGAAUUCCAACCCAGGCACUGGUCAGAGAUCGUGCUAUUGACCGCCACCCAUGCUGCCUCCCUGGUAAUUUCAGUUAUGGGACUAGGGAUCUGUGCCAUUUGUCAGCCAAGGUAAAAUGUUUUGUGCAAGAAAUCUGUAAAUCUUGGGGCGCAGGAGAGGGAUGAUCUCAUACAAAAUAAAAUUCCCAAGAAUUGCAGUUGAAGUUUUAUAAAAAGGAGGACUAUGGACUUCUCACACUUCCAAGAAAGGGAUUUUGGAGGGAAAAUAUUGCUCCUGGCGCUGGGAUAUGGUGGAUUUAGUCUUUCCUGAAGAAGACCCGCCCACACUCGCCCCCGUGCAAAGGAAAGAUCGUGGUGGCUGUAGACUCUGCACCUAGUGUUCCCACACGGCCGCCAAGAUGUCAGCCAAAGCCAUAGAGGAUGGGGAAGUUGCUGCUGCCGACGCCGUCCUGCCAGAAUUUGGGUCGGAUGAGGAGGAGGAGCUUUCCCAAUCAUCCAUCCAGGCCUCUGAUGGUUCUACUCCUGCGAAGCCACCACAGGGGCCACCACAGGGGCCACCUCAGGGGCCACCUCAAGGACCAGACGGAUCUGGCUCUGACCCCACCGACCCACCCAAGAACAGAGGAAGUAAUUUUACCCACCAUGCAGCCAGGGUUGGUGCUGCUGUGAUUGGAGGAGUUGUGGCCGUGGGGGCUGUGCCGGUGGUGCUGGGCGCCGUGGGCUUCACCGGGGCAGGAAUUGCCGCCUCCUCCUUAGCGGCCAAGAUGAUGUCCGCGGCCGCCAUCGCCAAUGGGGGCGGAGUUGCUGCCGGCAGUCUGGUGGCGACUCUCCAGUCCGUGGGGGCAGCCGGACUCUCCACGUCAGCCAACAUCAUCUUGGGUUCCGCUGGCUCAACUAUUGGGGCCUGGCUGUGGGGUUUAAAAAAGGCACCUCCUUCGUCUCCUUCACCAGGACCCGGCACUAAAGCGAAAAGGGGCUCCCAGGUUGGAGAUGACCCUCCAGGGCCUCAGGAUGAUACUCCCCCAAAUGACAAGUCCCCUCCCUCCUAAAAUUGUCCACAGAAGCAUGAGAAAUAAAGAUGAGAUGCCGUGACCUCCACAA